AUGAUAUUUUCUACAGGUGCAACCAAUCGGCUCGGCUCAGUUGAUGAAGGAAAUACCGUGUCGGAUUAUACAGAUGCAGAGAUUGCGCGCAAAAUCUCUAUCAGUACAUCCAUGUUGCACUGCGAUUGGAAGGGCAGCAAAGUGAAUAUUUUGGAUGUUCCGGGUUAUGCCGACUUUAUUGGCGAUGCAAAAACCGCGGUUUGGGCAUCUGAUAUUGCCCUUACGCUGGUCAAUGCGACCAGUGGUGUAGAGAUUGGAACAGAUAAAGCCUUUGGUUUUGCCAGUGAAUUUAAUCGUGCAACUGUGUUUUUAAUCAAUCACGUCGAUAGAGAAUUUGCCGAUUGCGAUGGUGCGUUUUCAGCAAUUCAGGAGCAUUUUGGAAGCGAGGCUAUUCCCUUUCAGAUUCCGGUCAAUGCCGGCGAAGGGUUUAAUCAGAUCAUCGAUGUUUUGCAGAUGAAAUUGAUAACCUAUACCGAUGGCAAAGCUGAAGCUUCGGACAUUCCCGAGGAAUGGCAAGAUCAGGCCGAGAACUUGAGGGAACAGGUGGUUGAAGGGGCUGCCGAAAGUGACGACGACUUGAUCGAGCGCUAUUUUGAAGAAGGGGAAUUGACAGACGAAGAGAUCGCACAAGGGUUAAAAAUUGGGAUGGUCAACCGCACUUUAUUUCCCAUUUUUGUGAGUGCUGCCAGCAAAAAUAUUGGUGUUGACUUAUUGCUCGAUUUUUUAUCUAUCUUCGCACCCGGUCCGCUUGAUUUGCCGAUUCCUACAGCAUUUAAAGAAGGGUCUGAAGAAGAAGUGGCGCUUGCCGUAAACGAUGAUGGCCCUUUGGCUGCCGUGGUGUUCAAAACGAUUUCCGAGUCUGUUGGUGAUCUGUCAUUUUUGCGCGUGUAUUCUGGCAGUAUUACAUCUGGCGAAGACGUAUUUAAUCCCAAUCGCCGAACCAAUGAGCGCAUCGGCCAAAUUUAUUCGAUGAGUGGUGGAAAGCGCGUCGAUAUGGACGUUGUGGGCGCGGGGGAUAUUGGUGCAUUGAUCAAGCUAAAGGACACGCAUACGGGCAAUACCCUUUGCAACAGAAACGCGCGCUUGCAAAUUCAGCCUAUCGAAUUUCCACAUCCUUUAAUUCGCGUGGCCGUCACCGCCAGGUCGCGGGGCGACGAAGACAAAAUUAGCGCGGGAUUGCACAGCAUUCACGAAGAAGACCCGAGCUUUGUCGCCGGGUAUGACGCGGAAUUGCGGCAGAUUAUUGCUCAGGGACAGGGCGAGUUACAUUUGACGGUUGUGUUUGACAAGUUGAAGAGCAAGUUCGGCGUGGAAGUAGAAGUGGUCGAACCGCGAAUACCGUACCGGGAGACCAUUCAAUCGCGUUCAGAAGCUCAGUAUCGGCACAGAAAACAAAGUGGUGGACGCGGUCAAUAUGGCGAAGCUUAUUUGCGCCUUGCGCCCAAGCAGCGCGGUGAUGGCUUUGAGUUUUUAGACGAGGUUGUAGGCGGUUCGAUUCCCGGAAAAUAUAUUCCGGCUGUUGAAAAAGGUGUUGUGGAGGCUAUGCAACGCGGUGUGCUCGCCGGAUAUCCCAUUGUCGAUACACAGGUCACGGUUUACGAUGGGUCCUUCCAUCAGGUUGACUCUUCUGAUAUGGCUUUUAAACUGGCCGGUUCCUUCGCAUUUCAAAAUGCAUUUAUAGAUGCCAAACCCAUUUUGUUAGAACCCAUUUAUAAAGUUAGCGUCGUUGUUCCCGAUUCCUAUAUGGGAGAUGUGAUGGCCGAUCUAAACGGGCGACGCGGGCGUAUUCAAGGCAUGGAUCCCGAAGGCAAUGUCCAGGUUAUUCACGCCGAAGUCCCCCUGGCCGAUCUUUACAAAUAUUCAACUUCUCUUCGUUCUAUGACGCAGGGCACAGGCGAUUAUACCAUGGCGUUUUCCCACUACGAGCCUGUCCCUCACGAUGUGACACAAAAAGUCAUUGAGGCUUCCGAACACGAUCGCGAAUUGGUCGAAGCAUGA
This is a messenger RNA of Geodia barretti, 1998 nucleotides long. The record is from the annotation of a GenBank genome assembly. Lineage: Eukaryota; Metazoa; Porifera; Demospongiae; Tetractinellida; Geodiidae.